Molecule: messenger RNA, 6675 nt
Organism: Symbiodinium sp. CCMP2592
Lineage: Eukaryota; Dinophyceae; Suessiales; Symbiodiniaceae
Source: the annotation of a GenBank genome assembly
AUGGCGAGCCCGGCGAGCCCAGGCCAGCUAGAAGCAGGUCAAGGUGAUGCGACGAUGAGUAUGCAGGAAGCCGUGCAGCAAAUGCCCGCGGCACCGGUUACUGAGCCAGCACCUCAAGUGAGUGUGAAUGACGUGACUCAGCUUGCAGCUCUCGUGCAAGCUGCUUCGAGUGCGGCUGCCAGUGCUGCUAGUGCUGUGUCGCGCAUGCAGGAACAGAAUGAUCGUGGGACUGAGCGACAGUACUCAGGCUACACCGAUGCAGCGAAAGUCUUGAAGUAUCCUGAAGGCUGCGGUGGAGGUGAUUCUCACGAGGCGGACCUCGCCCGCUGGCAGGAGUUUGCUCACAGCUUUCGCUCUUGGAUCCUUUAUGCUGAACCAGCUUUUGAGACUGAGUUGGAUAUGAUCGAGAAACAUCCUGAUGUUGUGAUCACCUUGAGUGAGAUGGCUCGUGCAACGGGGGUGCGCGCCCGCAGGCUCUACGCAAUCCUGUCGGGGUUGUUGAAGGGCAGGCCUUUGGUGAUGUUGAGAGCUGUUGAAGAGCAUAAUGGGUUCGAGCUUUGGAGGCAACUCAUUAGUGUGUACGCUCCACGCACGCGUGCACGCUCGUUGGCACUGUUGAGCGCCUACAUGGCGUAUCCAGUCUUCGUGAAGGAGAGAAGCAUUCGCGAGCAGGUGAGUGCCCUCGAGAGGAUAUCGGAAGAGUAUCAAAAGGUGGCUGGUAGACCUAUAGCCCCGGAUGUUCGAUUAGGUGUUCUGGUAAGGGUUCUCCCGAGUCAUUUGAAACAACACGUACAACUUCAGAUGACAGAAAAGUCCAGUUACGAGAGCAUCCGCGAAAGCAUCCUUCAGUACGAAUCGGUGACGACGACAUGGGCGGCCCAUCGUGUGCAUGUUGAGCUGGGAACGGUGGCGUUUGGAACCCCACUCGAGUAUGUGCUGUCAGACGAUUGGGAGCCCAUCCCAAAUUUGACCAUCUAUGACCUUGGUGGUGCUGAGGAUGGUGGUGCGUGCCCCGGCAGAGAUGAACCGUAUGAUGCUUGGUAUGAUGAUGGUGACACGUACUCGUAUGAUGAGUGGCAUCAUGUUGCUGCUGGGCAAGCUGGUGAGCGCAGCUUUGGCCCGAGUGUCAGAAUGAUACAGUGUGCCCAGGAUGAUGCUGAUGAUGACUGUGAACUGUCAAGCAUCAGCCUUGAGGAUCAGUAUGACUGCCUCGAGGCCAUCAACGAAAUGUACCUGGGCCGAGGCCCACAGGUCAGGGCCAUCACGCAUGAUGAAGUGGACAUCAUACUUGAUGCCGGUGCUGAUGUGUCAGCACUUCCCUUGCGGUUCUCCAAUGUUGGAGUCAAGGACAGGUCUUCGAGCAGCAUGAGGUAUUCAGAUGCCCAAGGAAACCCUCUUCAGGUACGUGAGUUUCGCAUUGCUGAGGUGAGGAUCGGCCCGUGCCGGUUCUACGAGCGUUUUGCCCUGUCCAAUGUCACUCACCCUUUGAUCUGCCUUGGCAAACUGUAUCGUGCAGGUUGGUUUGUCCGCCCUGAGAGCAAUGUCUUGAAGCUGAGCAAUGAUACUCACUCGGUCCCGAUUGGUUAUCGUCACCAGUCUUUCUGUGCACAGGGGACCAUUCGUAUGUUGAGUCGCAGUGAAACGGAUGCCAUAAUGAGCCCGAGUACUUCGGCGAUGCCCCGGAGCAUUGCACCGCAGUCAAGUCACAUGCCCCGGAGCAGUUCAACGCAGUCAGGUCACAUGCCCCAGAGCAGUUCGACGCAGUCAGGUCACAUGCCCCGAGGUGAUGGUGCUUCAUCAAGUUCAGGUGCAGAUGGUACUUGUGUGCAGCAAGGUUCAGUACCGUUGCAGGUCCGCGCAAUCGAGGUCACUUUAGGCGAGAAGCUGUCUGGUCUGAGCAACAAUCGUGGCUGGGUCAAGAUUGCGCCGUCGUGCUAUGUGUUGCGAUCGAGUGCUGCACACCACGUCAACACCACACUCGGUCCAUUUGAUAACCUCAUGUGGAGGCGCACCACUUUGUGUCGCAGGUCAGAUCGCUGGUACCUCGAAGGGUUUGGAGAGGAUGUGAGUGCUCUUGCAGGCGAAGGCAACCUAGAGAAGCCUUUUGAUCCUGGCGAGCCCGUGCAGUCAUGCAUAACGUUUGCAUACAACAAAGCUGACAUGUCUCCUGAGGAGCUGGGUUUUUCGUAUGCAGGGGAUAAUUAUGGUGUCAUCCUUCCGGCUCCCGCGCCGGCUGCAGCAGCGUUGGCUGAUGAUGACAUGGAUUUGUCUCCUCCCGAGGUGCCUGUUGCACCACCAGCACCAGCCGCUGAUGGCUCACCAGGUGAAGCAAACCCUGUUCCGGACAGCCCAGAAGGUCAGUUGCCAGCUGAUACUGUUGUGAUUGAAGGCGUCAGGGUGACGAGUGAGUCUUCAGCUACAGUCCUCAGGGCCGCUUGCACUAGUUUGGGCUUGAGUAAGGCCGGUAAUCGCCGUCAGUUGUGGCGCCGCUUGACGAAUCACAUCAACUCGCAACAGCUGCUGAUUGAUAAGCAUGUCGAGGCCAAUUUGGCCAGCUCGAGGGCUCGUGAUCCGGUCACACCGGCAGUAGCCUCCGAGCCUGAUGCGGCUACCAAGGCGCGUCACUGUCUGACGCAUGAACCUUACGAGCCUUGGUGCGAGAUUUGCAUUCGCCACAGAGCACGCCAGGACCAGCAUGCAACUUCUGUACCGCAUACUUCUUCAGAGAAUGCUGUUGUGUCGUUUGAUUUUGGGUUCUUAUCGCGAAAGGGCCAGAGUCUUUUGAGCACGAAGCCUGAAGUCGGCGAGGACAGUUUGACUGUGCUAUUUUGCGUUGAUCGUGCGAGCAAAGCUGUGUUUGCCAUUCCCACGCAGAGCAAAGCAGGUGCUGCAACCUCAUUCUUGGUUACUGAGGCAGCCAGGUUCAUAUGCUGGUUGGGACACUCAAGCGUCAAGUUGAAGUCGGACAAUGAGAGGCCGAUUCUUCAUGUCAUGCAUCAUUUGCAACGUGCCCUCCGAAGCUUGAACAUUGGAGUGACCUCUGAAACGAGCCCUGUGGGUUCACAUGAGUCCAAUGGCGAGGUUGAGCAAGCUUUGCAACGCGUGCGCCAGCAUGCGUGUGUUUUGAUUUCACAGCUUGAGGAAGGUGCAGGCAUGACGAAGGAGGUGAUCAAGGUUGGUCACCCAUUGUUCCAGUGGUCCGUGCUGCAUGCUUGUUGGCUCCUCAACCGCUUUAGGGUCCUUCAGAAUGAAACUGCAUUUGAGCGAGUCCGGUCCUCGUCUUAUGAAGGCCGCAUCUGCCUCUUCGGCGAGCGGGUUAUGGGUUUCCUGCAAACAGCCAAAGCCUCAGCCCAGUGGAUCAAGGGAGUCUGGCUGGGCAAAACAUGCAGAAAUGAUGUGCACAUAAUUGGCACAGCUGCGGGAAUAUUUGUGACCCGUUCAGUUCGCCGUCUUGCAAAUCCGUGGGACCUUGACUUAGCCGUGUCAGUGGAGAAGUGUGUGUGGGAGCACGGCCUGGCAUCACUUGGAUCGCAGCUUGUGUUGGCCAAGCGUGUUGCACCUCCUGCGCCGAUACCUGUGCCCGUUCCUGCUGAGGUCUCAGGUGGUCCAGUGAUUGCAUCAGGUGAUGGAGAUGGCAAGGAGGCUGCAGAUGAAGGAGCUGCAAGCCCACGUGAAGUGGCGGGGACGGACCCCAGCAGUAGUAGCAGCUCCUCCCGUCGCUCCAGUGAUGUUGCAAUGUCAGUCGGUGAUUCCUUCAUGUCAGUUGCAGAUGAGGGUGCCGGCGUCGGAUAUGUUGGCAAUGGAGCACCGGGCCCUGGCGGGGAUGUGAACCGCGUGCAGCUCUCUGCCGCCUCGCUCGUGUGCCCAUUCUUCUUUCCUGGUGAGUCGAUUCGGGCUGUGCAUGCAUACGGCCACGAGGAUGAAUCUCCUGAGUUGUGCUUUGAAUCCGAGCUUGUUGAAGGGUUCGAGGAAGAUGAUCUCCAGGAUGAUGAGUGGGACGAGCCUGAAGAGGUUGAUCUGACUGAUUACGAGCAAAGGCUGAUGUUCCCACGCAGUGGUGAUGACCCGGCUUCACUGUCCCAAGACAAGCUAGAUGAGAUUGAUUUGGUUGCUGAGUUUGUUGAGAUUGAGCGCCUUAAGAAGCUUUCAGUCCUCCUUGAUCCAAGCACUCUCGAUGGCCACAAUGCAGGUGAAGUGAAGCGCUUGACAACGCGCAUGGUCAAGGACUGGCGCGAGAAGGUACACCAGGGCAAGCCCAUAUGGUUGAGGCGCGCCAGAUACGUUGCAAGGGAGUUUGCAUGGUUGUGCGAGUGGUCGGACACCUUUGCACCAGCUUCUUCAUGUCUCCUGAACCGACUCCUCCCGAUCCUGUACACCACAAGCGCCGCUCCUGACAAGUGCCUAGUCGCUAUCGAUGUGUCAGAUGCAUUCCUCACAGUCGAUCAGACUGUGCCGACGGAGGUUGUGUAUCGCCCGACAGGUGGAGGUCCUGAGGUCAAAUUUGCUUUGGGCAAGCUGUUGCCAGGGCAACGUGAUGGAUCUGAGAAGUGGUAUGGCUCCUUCCUGCAGCACCUUAGUUCAAGCUUGAGUGUGGAGUCCUGUGAGGCCUAUCCUACACUUCUGAGGACCAAGGGUCUGGAAAGUGUGAUGCAGUUGCAUGUGGAUGACAUGCUGGCCUUCACUACAUUGAAGUACGCGAACAAUGAGCUUAAGCCCGCACUUCUUGCGAAGUACAAGAUUAAGUUCGAGGUGUUGCAGAAGCCAGGUGAUGUUCUCUGGUUCUUGAAACGCAAGUUGCACUUGGUCUCGGAGGAACAACUUCUGAUGAGCCCGCAUCCGAAGUACUUGGAAAGGCUCCAAAGACUUCUGAACAUCAGGCCUGAAGCCAAGAAGAAGACACCACUUUUCAGUGAUCUUGAGAAGUUAGAUGGGACCAAGCCAUUGAGCCCAGCAGAUGCCAAACUGUUCCGAUGUUGCGUCGGAGUGCUGCUUUAUGUUGCCCAUGAUUGCAUCGAUUGUCAGUAUAGCAUCAACAUGCUCGUGUCACGCAUGAGCUCGCCCACCGAGCUUAGCAUGAAAGGCCUACGGCAUCUUGUGAUGUACAUGAGCACCAUAGGUGAUGAAGGCCUGAUGCUGUGCAAUCGUGGAACCGGUGUUGGGUUACUUGGCGAUCGCUUUGAUCACGAUGUGGUGGUUGAGACGUUUAGCGACGCCAACUGGGCCGGUGACCAGCAGAGUCGCAAGUCAACAUCCGCAGGCGUGAUUGCAGUCCGUGCAAAUGUGCUAUCGACUAGCUCGCGCACGCAACGAGUCAUUGCUUUGUCUUCAGGGGAGUCCGAACUGUUGGCAUCCGCUUCUGUUCUGAGCGAUGCAAUGCUUGUUCGUGAGUGUGUCAAGUUUGCGCUAGGGUUUGAUGAGAGCCCGCCUAUCCAACACCAUGUUGACAGCACUGCCGCCUUGGGCGCGCUCCGACGCCAGGGCGUGGGGAAGAUUCGACAUCUUUCCACUCGCAUUCUUUGGCAGCAGCUGCUUGUCAAGCAAGGCAUUAUCGUUGCAAACAACAUAUCCACGGACUACAAUGUAGCAGACAUUGGGACAAAGGGGCUGAGCCGCGCCCGCACAUUGUUCCUCAAGCAUUUGUUGCAUUUGUAUGAUGAGGCUGAGGCACGCUAUGUUGGUGAGGAUGAAAUGACUGCGCAAGUUGAGAAGGAUGCAAUGAAGGAGGCAGUGAGGCGCUUUCGUCAGGCCCACCAUGGAGGCAGAGUUCCGAAACAGCAGCUUCGGCAAAUCAUGAUUGCCGCCUUGCUGUCCUUCCCUACCGGUGCAGCCGCAACUGAAGUGAACUGUGCGAACGCCGUGAGCCUUCCCGUGCGCUAUGGCAGCUACAUCUUGAUGACCUUUAUCCUUUUGUGCACCAUGCUCCUGCAAGGAUGUCGCAGUGAGCAACAGUGGGUUCAGGUUGUCAUUAGUGUAGAUUGGUCCGGAAUCCUAGUUGCACUGAUAGUCUUGGUUGGUUUUGAGUUAGUGUGCGUAUGCCUCGGAGUAUCCCUUUUCCAGCAUCUGUGGAGCUCCUGGAGGCAGGAUGAUGAAUAUGCGCAUGACACGGAGGAGCCAGCCUUGAGUGAAGCGUCUGAGCAGCCAGAACCAGAAGGUGAUGAGUGUGACGAUGGCCCGUCACAAGUCAAUGGUGGCAGCUGCCAUGCCACGGAUGAGGUCGAUCGCGACCCCGAGGCAGCAAGCAGCACAGAUGAUCAGGGAUUCAUGCGAGGGCAGCCGGCCCCAGCUGGACCGAGGUCCUAUGAGCCUGAGCCGCUAGAUGGAGAUUUCACGGAUGUGCAGAAUGUGCCAGCAGUUGUGAUCGGAGACCUUGAUGAUGAUCUUGAAGUUAAUGCUCAUGAUGCGCCUCAGGGGCAGGCCGAGCUAGCAGUGCAAGACUUAGUGCAUGUGGAUCCGCACAUGUCAUGGUUUGUUGCACCGAUUGCAGGCCGCCGUGUGCAUAUCUUCAGGACGUGCCAAGGGCUGAUGAAUGCGUCAAGGGUGAUCCGCAUCACGGAACGUGAACGGGAAAACCUAUGGCCGUAUCGCAAUUUCCCUGUGUGUUUCUACUGCCGCCACCGUGCACAGGCCCAGAUGCGACGCGAGAGAAAUCCGCCAAGGAUCUACGAGAUCGGCUGA